CGCGAAUUGGCGUUCCCAAGUUUUCUUUUUUUUGCCGACAAGCGCCUGAUGAACCACACCAUAAAAACUUUAAAAGUUCGCCAUCUGGAUGAGUGUGAGUUGAGGUGUUACUACGAGCACAAUUGUGUCAGCCUUAAUUUUGAAAACAAAAUGGUUGGAAAUGGAAAAUACAGCUGUGAAUUGAACAAUUCUACACACGGAGAACACGAUGAAGACUUUGUGGAGGCAUCAAAUUUCCUUUAUCGUGGAACAAACGUAAGAUCAUUAAAUUCUAACGUUAUCCAGCUACAGUCUCCGAGCCUAUUAAUACCAUAACCCAACGCCUCGUCCAAAGGGAAACGGCUGGAGCUCACUCUUUUGGGCUUGACUGAGUUACAAUAUUUUGCAAAGAUCAAAAAGUAAGGAGAUAGUUUCUGUUUGUGAUAACUGCACGGGAUGAUGUGAAUAUUAUGGAAUUUGACGCGCUGAGGGCCAGGUACGUCAUUUAUGAUGGCAGCCGAGUUGGCCGUCAUAUUGGAUGUCAUUGAAAAUUCAGAUUUAUCGCAAUGGACUAAACGCAAACCAUCUUUCUUUUGAACCCUCCCCCCCCCCCGACUAAAUCUGACACCUACACUAGGUCUCUUCCUUUCGCCAGCCAUUCUCAUUUACUCUCUGAAACGCAAGUUUUUCUCCCUAGACAGUUUUGUUUCAACUGUAGCCGUUUUUCAGAAAUUUCACUUUAUUAUUAUUUUAAGAUCGAAAAUUUUUGUUAUUACCUCUUAAACUGCAAGUGCCUCCCAAAAGAAAGAGUUUUUUGCUACUUAAAUAACAUGAACAAUUCAAUUUAACUUGUUAAACACCUUACAACAACGCGCCCUUAUGUAUGUAAGACGGGCUAAUCCCUAAACCCGACGCUUAGAGUUGGGCUCGGACUGACAAUCUUUACUCAUUUUCCUUGAAUCAUGAUAAGGCGGACACCUCUAGCAAAGGUUUAGAAAGGCUCAGAAGCAUAAAGCAAUAUCUCUUUUCCAUAAUAUUUUCCCCAGAAUCCUUGUGGUAGUUCUCCAUGCAAAAAUAACGGGACUUGUCAAUCAGGAUUUACCAAGAAAGGAUAUCACUGCUUGUGUCGUCGAGGCUGGACAGGUGCAAACUGCCAAAUGGGUAGGUCUGAAAAAUGGACUUAA
Molecule: messenger RNA, 1163 nt
Organism: Porites lobata
Lineage: Eukaryota; Metazoa; Cnidaria; Anthozoa; Scleractinia; Poritidae
Source: the annotation of a GenBank genome assembly